GUCUGAAAUUUCCAUCCUGUUCCAUUUAUCAAAACUGAACGGACGGUGUUUGUUUACGACCGGCGUUUGGCAGCGAAAUGGAAGACUACGAGUCGGAAGAGGUUGACGCCGUCGGCCUCGGCUGCUCCCUCGACAGGUUCAUCGAAUGGAAAGAAAUCCUCGACAUGGUCUCCGUACUCAAACGGGUCAAGGAGGUCGAUAUCCGUGAGGCCGAGCGCACCUACGAGCGGUUCAGGUUCGUCAUCAACCAGUACAAAGAGCAGCCUCAUCUUCUGGAUUCGCACAUAGCUGAAAUCCUGGACGAGAUCGUAUCCGUGGCCAUGGACGAGGCCGUCUCGCUCGACUCGAAGCACAGGGCUUUCAAAUACAUGCACCUCGUCGUCAACGUGAGGGGGUUCAAGGCGGUUUUGCAACACCUUCCACAUGCGGUCACAGAUUUAGAACCAGUAUUGUUGAUGUUGGAAGCGCAAGACGAAAAAGAUAUAGACACGUGGCAGACGAGAUAUUGCCUUCUUUUAUGGCUGUCAAUUAUAAUCAAAAUUCCAUUCCACAUGUCACGUCUAGACCCACCUGACACCGAGGAAAGUUUCACUGUCAUGAGCAGGCUUGUGAAGAUCUGCAAGAAAUACAUAUUAGUUCCUGAUUCAUCGAAGGACGCAUGUGCGUAUCUGACAGCACAGUAUUUAACAAGGUUGGACACUAAAGACAAAUACUUACCUGAGUAUUUGGAAUGGGCUUAUGAAUGGAUUACACAGAAGGAAAUGAGCUGGAAUCGGCUAGGACCAUUAGCAGCGAUAGCUGCCAUCCUUAAAUAUGGGAAACGCCAGGAUCUUCUACCUCAUGUUGGACCUCUUUUAAAAACCAUUGCAGCUAUGGAAUGGAGAAAUGAAAAGUACAGGCUCUGCAGAAAAUAUGCAAUAAAAAUAAUUCAAAGGAUAGGUCUGACAUACUUGAAGGCUCGUGCGGUAUCUUGGAGAUAUCAAAGAGGAUCAAGGAUUCUUCCUGACUUGAGGAGCAUGAUAAGCAGAAUGGGAGAUGGCACGAAAGAAAAGCCCAAAGAGAAGAAGGUGGAGAGUGAAGAGGGUGGACUCAUUGGAAAAGAAGGUGAUGAUGAGGAUGAUCAAGAGGUGCCUCAGGAAAUUGAUGAAGUGAUAGAUGAACUGAUGCAAGGGCUUAGAGAUGAAGACAUAACUGUAAGAUGGUCUGCAGCUAAAGGAAUCGGACGAGUAAUGGGAAGAAUGAACAAACAGUUUGGUGAUGAAGUUAUAGGAUGUGUUCUUGAAUUGCUAAGUCCUAGAGAGAAUGAUAGUGCUUGGCACGGAGGAUGCUUAGCAUUGGCAGAAUUCAGUAAACGGGGAUUAUUGUUGCCUUCUAGACUCCCAGAAGUUAUACCGUUGGUUCAAAAAGCACUAGUUUAUGAUGAGCCGCUUGGACACUGCUCAGUCGGAACACACAUAAGGGAUGCUGCGUGCUAUGUAGCUUGGACUUUCGCAAGAGCAUACGAAGCGUCUGUUUUCAAGAUGUAUGUAUCAGAUAUCGCCACUUCUUUGGUGGUCGCAUUCUGCUUAGAUAGGGAAGUGAAUAUAAGGAGGGCAGCAUCAGCUGCAUUUCAGGAGCAUAUCGGCAGGCAAGGCCAGUUCCCUCAUGGUAUCGACAUACUAACAGCCGCUGACUAUUAUGCUGUUGGCGUAAGGACCAAUUCUUAUCUGAACAUAAGUGUGUAUAUCGCACAAUUUGAAGAGUACACAACAUCUAUUAUUGACCACCUGGUAGAAAGAAAACUGGAGCAUUGGGACAUCGCAAUACGAGAUCUUUCAGCCAAAGCUUUGCAUAAUUUGACAAAAUAUGCAUCUGAUUACAUGUUGGAAAUAGUUUUACCCACUUUGGUGCUCAAGACUAGAUCUUUAGAUUCUAACAUUCGCCACGGUGCUAUCAUUGCGAUAGGAGAAGUAGUUCAUGCCUUGUCUCUUCUAGACAAUUUAGCUCCAAAUGAGGACAUCACAAAAGCAAUAGGGGAUUUGGUCAGAGAUUUAAGGGAGAAGCACAUGUUCAAAGGCAUCAGUGGUGAACUGAUGAAGAUCGCAUGCUGCCAGUUUAUAAACAAGUGUUCACUGGCUAAAAUGCCAUUUAAAAACACCAAAACCAUAGAUGACUGGCAAGAGGUGGUGAACGAAUGCCUCUGUCAUGAAGUUGGCAACAUCAGAGCCUAUGCGGCUUCUGCCUUGCCAUCUCUAUGCCUGGAGUAUUACAGCUGCAACGGAGAGGGCGACGUCGGCAAGUGUGCAGAGAUUGUCAGGUCCUACACGGAAAAGUUAGAGGCCAACGAUGAAAUUCUGAGAGUCGGCCACGCCCUGGCUCUAGGUUCACUUCCGAAGUUCAUGCUGCAUGGACUUGUUGACUAUGUCGUCAACAAACUUAUGAAAUGUUCGCUGAUCACUCCCAAUACUGAAAAGUGGGUCGAAAGCAGGAAGUUUGCAAUAAAAGCUAUGACUUCAGUUUGUUCGACUGUCGGGAUUGAAGACCCAGAUCCCAAAAGGUCUUGCCGUGCCCAUGUUCUUGAUCUUUUAGAGUGUAUGACAGAAGGAAUGACUGAUUAUACUAAAGAUGAUAGAGGUGAUACUGGUGCUUGGGUCAGAGAAUCUUCAAUGUCUGGAAUACAAUCUAUAUUACAACUAGUCUCCAAAUGCGCACCAGAUUUGUUGACACCAGCAAUUAUCACAAAAUGCAUGCAAAGGAUAGGACAGCAAGCAGUAGAGAGGAUCGACAGGACAAGGGCGCUGGCUGGGACGGUUUUCUCUGCACUACUUCAUAAUUCAAACCAAGUGCCUCAUAUACCCGAAAGAGAAAGAUUGAAAGAGAUUUUCCCAGAGGUGGCCUGUAAAGAAGAGAUCAACUGGCUGAGCCAUAGUGACACAUUUCCCAGGUUCAUACGUAUGCUGCGAUUGCAGACGUACUCUUAUCACAUUCUUUUAGGUCUUGUCGCGUCAGUAGGUGGAAUCGCUGAAAGUCUAGUAAAAAUUUCAAGCGGUUGCCUUUUCGAAUAUUUGAAAGAUGAAGAUAGAAAGGAAAUCGAUAGAAUUUGUGACUUAGUGUUGCAAAUAUUCGAAGAACAUUUAAAAGUUGAUAGAGUCGUACUUUCGAUGUUGAAUUUCCUUGAAAAGCUAUUGUCAUCUGCAUUUAUGAGGCAGGUGCUCGAAGACUCAAAUUCCAAAUUUCCCCUUGGCGUAUUUAAUCUGACAAAGAACGCUGUCGCUGGCAGCACCGACAAGUAUAAACUUCUCGGCUCUAUCGAUAUUUACUGUUUAUUAAUACAGGUUAAAGGAGAAGUUGGACGGAAAGCAAUGGGAAGACUCUUAAUUCUUCUAUGCCACAGGUUCGGCUGGUUGAGAAAAGCGGCUGCGACCAAAUUAUAUGAAUGUCUUGUUGUCUACGGCGAUGAGGUUUUUAAUAAUUCCGAAAGACUGGAUUCCGCACUGGCAUUGCUUUCGGACACGGAAUGGGCAAUACAAUGUGUUGAAGAGGUUCGGGAAGCGAGAAACUCCCUUGCGGUUGUUCUCGGUUUGCCAAAACCACAGCUGGUCAAACCUAAUUUAAGUUAAACUUCUCUUCUUAAUCAAUUAUAAUCUUACCGCACAA
This is a messenger RNA of Cimex lectularius (bed bug), 3636 nucleotides long. RefSeq names its product tubulin-specific chaperone D (gene TBCD). The transcript has 17 exons. Bases 78 to 3599 code for a protein of 1173 amino acids. Gene Ontology annotation, cellular component: lateral plasma membrane. Lineage: Eukaryota; Metazoa; Arthropoda; Insecta; Hemiptera; Cimicidae. The record is from RefSeq and is a predicted model, not a curated record. Gene Ontology annotation, molecular function: beta-tubulin binding; GTPase activator activity. Gene Ontology annotation, biological process: tubulin complex assembly; bicellular tight junction assembly; adherens junction assembly.